Messenger RNA from Penicillium canariense, 1929 nucleotides. Its product is annotated as putative bZIP transcription factor. Bases 1 to 1929 code for a protein of 642 amino acids. The transcript is spliced from 2 exons. Gene Ontology annotation, molecular function: DNA-binding transcription factor activity; DNA binding. Lineage: Eukaryota; Fungi; Ascomycota; Eurotiomycetes; Eurotiales; Aspergillaceae. The record is from RefSeq and is a predicted model, not a curated record. Gene Ontology annotation, biological process: regulation of DNA-templated transcription.
AUGGCACGAUACGCCCAGUUCGACUUCUACCAACAAUCCCCUUCAACACUAGACGUGCCCCCUUCUGAAGAGGACGAGAUGAGCGUACUAGACGACAAAAUCCUCGACCCCAUCUCCCCGGGGCUCUCCGACCCCCGCCGCCCCUCCUACGACCAAGACAGCACUGCCGCCGCAUUCUCACAUCGCAACUCCGUCUGGUCCAACUAUUCUCAUGCCAGCCCCGACCAGCCGCAGUCGCGUCCGCCAUCCCAUCUAACUCAGGCGGUCCUCGACUCCUCCGGCACCCAGUUCAUGGCCGUCGACGGGCCCCAGUCCUAUGCGCCGCCGCAGGCUUCCUGGUCUCUCUCCCGCACGGCCUCCGGCUCAUGCACUCCCACCGCAUACGGCCAGUACCCUGCCGAAGCAGAGCAAGGUGCGUCGGCGCCCUUCUCCGGCGGUGCGGUGGGUCCCGUCGGCGCCAUCCCCAUGGGCGCUGUGUCGUACCGCGGCGCAAUGAACUUUGCCGCGCCGCCGGGUGCGGGCGGGGUCGCCAUGUCCCCGCAGUCGAGUCAGGGUUGGAUGCCGGCACCAAUGGACCUGGCCGAGGCGGCGACGAAGAGCUCAUACCGGAACGGGUCGCCGCUGACCGUCCGGAGGGAUGGCAUCCGCAAGAAGAACGCGCGCUUUGAGAUCCCCGCGGAGCGCACGUUGAGUAAUAUUGACCAGUUGAUUAGCCAGUCCACCAAUGAGGAGGAGGUGAAGGAGCUGAAGCAGCAGAAGCGGCUGUUGCGAAAUCGACAGGCUGCCCUGGACUCGCGCCAACGCAAAAAACUCCACACGGAGAAACUCGAAGAGGAGAAAAAGCACUAUACCCACACCAUCAGCCGGCUGGAGGAGAUGGUGUCCAACCUGCGGGAGAGCGAAGCCGAGCUGAUGCGGGAGAAGAGCGAGUGGAUCGCGCAGCAGCAGCAGAUCACCAACUACCUGGAGAGCGUGCACAUGGAGAAAAACGAGAUGAUCCGCGUGCACACGCUGGAGACUGCCGAGUUGCGCAAGAAGAACAAUAUCCUGCUCGAGACAGUCGAGAAGCUCGAGCGCGGCGGCAAGCCCACCAUGGCCGACCACGCCCACCCCCAUACGACCGACUUCACCGGCUUCGAGAACCUAUCUAUGGACGCCAAUCCGUGGGACGAGUUCGGCAUGGUGAAUGGGCUGAACAUGCAGGACGCUGUUCCUGCCGCUCAUUCUCAUGCUCACGCUCAUGCUCAUGCUCAUUCGCACCCGCAGGCCCAGCCUCUCCAGGUCGCCGAGCGUGCUGCCGAGAAGCAGCCCACCGCGGACUACCCCUUCAGCUGGAAUGCGUUCUACAUGUGCCUGCUCUUCGGCGCUUUCAUCGCCUCCAACUCCGGCCUCCCGAACCAGUCGCUCCCCCAACUCUCAGAAGAGUACCGCGCCGAAUCCGCCAACGUGCUGAAAGCAGUCCUCGCCUCCUCUCCACCCGACCUUGCACACCCCUCCCACGCCGUCUCGGCAUCUGCAUCCGCAUCCGCCCCCAUCGGUCAGCCUACCAUCGCCAUGGGCAUGGCCCAGCUGGCCAACUCACAGCAGCAGCCUUCGACGCUGGACCAGCUGCAUGACACGCUCGUCCUACCCAGCGAGGAGCAGGAGCGCGCGCAGGUUUUCGCGCUGAACGCCGACACGUACAACACGCUGACGACGUUCGAGGACGACGGCGUGCCCUUCAAGGCUCCCCCAUCUGGAUUGCAGGCUGCGCUGGCGGCGAUGCGCAGUAAUGCUGUGCAGCACCGGGUGCAGGGCGGCGAGGAUGUGUACUCGCGUAGCUUGAUGUGGGAGCGGGUUCCAGAGAAGGUUAUUCGUGAUUUUAGGCGCAUGGUGCAGGAGUAUGGGGGGAGCCCGGUCAAGGAGGAGAUGAUGGGAUUUCAGGCUUGA